Rubroshorea leprosula is the source of this 1419-nucleotide messenger RNA. The record is from the annotation of a GenBank genome assembly. Lineage: Eukaryota; Viridiplantae; Streptophyta; Magnoliopsida; Malvales; Dipterocarpaceae.
CUUCCCCUCUCCCUCAAUCAAAUUCUCCUCAUCUUUCCUCUUCCCCUCCUCUUCCCUUUCUCUCCAGGGGAUAAGAAAGGCAAAACUUUGGUCACAAAAACAUGGGUACUUUGGUGGGGCAUGUGGCGCCAGGCUUUGCUUUCCUUGCACUUGGUUUAUGGCAUCUCUUUAAUCACAUCAAACUCCAUUUACUCCACCCAAAUUCAUACACAUCUUCUCCAUGGUUUCCCACCUCCAAAAUAAGGUACAUAGAGCUCUUCUUAAUAAUGGUAGGCUCUUCCAUCUCCAUCUCCAUGGAACUCUUUAUUGGCCCUGAAAAGCACCAACCUUUUGACCCUGAUGGAACCAUCCCAUCAAACCACCUCCAGAACUUUGAGCACUCUGCAAUUUCCAUGACCUUUUUUGCCUAUGCAGCCUUAGCAAUUCUCCUCGACAAAACAGCCCCAAAAGCCCAACAUGACUUGACACAAUUUCUAGGAGCUGUAGCCUUUGCCCAACAGCUUCUCCUCUUCCACCUCCACUCUGCUGACCACAUGGGGGUUGAGGGCCAAUACCAUCUUCUCCUCCAAAGCGCAAUUGUUGUAUGUUUAGCCACUACUCUCAUGGGAAUUGGGAUGCCUAAAAGCUUCAUGAUUAGCUUUGUGAGGUCCCUCAGUAUUGUAUUCCAAGGGGUCUGGCUCAUACUUAUGGGCUACAUGCUCUGGACCCCAGGGUUGAUUUCUAAAGGUUGCGUCCUCCACCUUGAGAUGGGUCACAAAGUGGUCCAGUGCUCGAGCGAUGAAGCACUCCAUCGCGCCAAAGCGUUGGUUAACCUCCAAUUCAGCUGGUUCCUGGUGUUUGUCUCCAUUUUUGCAAUCACUUUCUAUAUGUUUUUGGCAAAAUUCUACCACGAAAAGGUUGAAUACUCAACAUUAACAAAGGAAUUCGAACCGCUAGAGAGUGGUUCCGAAGAUGUUGAAUCUCAGAAGGAAAGCAAAUUUGGAGACUCAAAGAGUACCACUUUUGUUCAUUUGGGAAAAGGGUAUUAAAAAUUUGACUUGUAAAGAAAGACUGUGAAAAGAUGAGUCGUGGAUUAGGUGUCUGUACAAAUUGAUUAGGUUGGUGGAAGAUUAAUUAAUUAAUUAAAUUAAAAAUUAAAUUAAUCUCCACCAUGUUUAUUGUUUUCUCCACCUUUUAUCUUUUUUUUUUUUAGGGACAGUCCCGACUUUUGCUUGAUUAAGCUCCCAAUAAUGCUGGCUCAAUGAGAAUAGAGGUCUUCAGGGGAUGUCAAAAAGUGUGUUGGUGGGGAGAAGUGGGAGUGGAAUUGUUUGGUCUGAUUUCAUGGUAUUUGGGAUUAUGUCAAUCUUUGUGGUUGUAAUGUAAAGAAAAAGCUAUACUAAACAAGAGAAUUUAUUGUGAAAAUAAAUCUUGAAAGCACCU